This is a messenger RNA of Vicugna pacos (alpaca), 2316 nucleotides long. RefSeq names its product olfactory receptor 2M2-like. Gene Ontology annotation, molecular function: G protein-coupled receptor activity; olfactory receptor activity. Gene Ontology annotation, biological process: G protein-coupled receptor signaling pathway. The record is from RefSeq and is a predicted model, not a curated record. Gene Ontology annotation, cellular component: membrane. NCBI's taxonomy places the organism in Eukaryota, Metazoa, Chordata, Mammalia, Artiodactyla, Camelidae.
AAUAAUAAUGAGGAGAAACCUCUUGAGAUGGUGGGUGUAACCUCUUGUGUAGCGUCCUGAACUCCAGCCCCAACAGAGUUGGUCAAAAAGAGUGGCACACGAAAAGUAGAUAGUGAAUACAUAACUACACAGUUAACUUUUAUAACUUCUUGUGGUUCUAGAUAAGGAAAACAUUCAUCAUGGAAUGGGAGAAUCAGACAUUCAGCCCUGACUUCAUCUUGAUGGGCAUUUUUAGUCACACUCCCUCUCACAUCUUUCUCUUCUCUCUGGUCCUGGGCAUCUUUACAGUGGCUCUCUUGGCAAACAUUAUCAUGGUUCUCCUCAUCUACCUGGAUACCCGGCUCCACAUCCCCAUGUACUUCCUCCUCAGCCAACUCUCCCUCAUGGACCUCAUGCUCAUCUGCACCACUGUACCCAAAAUGGCCUGCAACUACCUGUCUGGCAGGAAUACCAUUUCUGUAGCAGGAUGUGAAAUGCAGAUAUUCCUCUAUGUGUCCCUCCUUGGUGCUGAGUGUUUCCUGUUGGCUGUCAUGGCCUAUGACCGCUAUGUUGCCAUUUGCUACCCACUUCAGUAUCCUAAUCUCAUGAACCAGAAACUCUGUGGACUCAUGGCUGCCUCUUCAUGGACCCUUGGUGUCUUCGAUGGGAUUGUUGAGGUAGCCACUACUUUGUCUUUCUCCUAUUGCGGCUCCCGAGAAAUAUCCCAGUUCUUCUGUGAUGUCCCAGCACUCCUACGUCUCUCAUGCACGGAUACUUCCACAUUUGAAACACUCAUUUUCAUCUGCUGUGUAGUAAUGCUCCUCUUCCCUUUAUCACUCAUCGUCAUCUCCUACACACGUGUAAUUAUAACUGUCAUUCGCAUGAGUUCUGGGGAAGGUCGUCACAAGGCUGUCACCACCUGUACUUCACACCUUAGUGUUGUGGGGAUGUACUAUGGAGCAGCUAUGUUCAUAUACAUGCGGCCCACUUCCAAUCGUUCCCCAGCCCAGGACAAGACGGUGUCGACCUUCUACACCAUUCUCACUCCCAUGCUGAAUCCUCUUAUCUACAGCCUCCGGAACAAAGACGUGGCAAAAGCAUUCAGUAAGGCAGUAGGGAAGGAGAAAUCCAGAGAGUAAAUUGGGUAAUAGUUUACAGGGAUUUUUUUCCUUUCAUAACUCCUCUCCCUCUCUCUUGAACAUUUAUUUAUGAAAAACAAAUUCUCACAGAUUUAGCAACAAAUACACACACAUAUUAUAUGUGUUUGUCAAUGAAACAAACAAGCAACCCUCCCAUAUCUUCCUUACUGAAAUGUUCUCAAACGUUCCCUGGGGCACAUUCUCCUUCGCCUCAGAAAACUAAAUAAAUCUAAUUUUGUUUAACUAUAGGCAUGUUCUUGCUGGCAUUUGGUUGGAGGUUUUUUGGAUUGGGUGUAAUAACCUGUAAGAAGAAUUAUGAAACUACUGAGAAAGAACAUACAUGAGUCCAGGCUAAGAGUUCUUCAACUUAAUACCAGAAGCACAAUCUAUAAAAGUAAAAAUUGAUAAAUUUAUGCUCCCUCCUGGCAACCUCCCUCUUUUCACUGUCUCUGUAGUUUUACUUUUUCCCAAAUGUUGUGUAGUUUGAAUCAUAGAGAAGCCUUUUCAGAUUAUUUUCUUUCAUUUGGUAGUGUGCAUUUAUCUCAUGCAUUUUCAUGACUUGUUAGCUCAUUUCCUUUUAGCACUGAAUGAUAUUCUAUUGUCUGGAUGUGCUACAUGCCAUCCUCCUAAUGAAGGACACUUUGGUUGCUUCCAGCUCUAGGCUUAGUGGUUAUAUGAAAGUUUGUUCUUGAGGCUUUCUUCCUUAAAAAAUGACUCUACCUCUUCAUAUUCCCUUUUAAUCCCUGUAAACUAUUACCCAGUUUACUCUCUGAAAAUUUUUUUUACAAUGCUUGCUCAUCUAGAGCAGAAAAUAAUACAGAUGGCUGAUUUUUCAAACUUACCUCACUAGGCUCUUAACUGUUUUAAAAAAUGAUAGCUACACGAACCACCAACUCCCACUGACUUCAUUUUAUCCUUAAGUAGCACUGUCAAGCCCCCACACCAGUUCUUUAGAACUUCUCAUCCAUAUACACAAAUGUACUCUCUGGCUCCAGCCUGCUAGCCAUCUGCAGGCUGUACAUAUCCACUUCAAUACAUACGCCUCAUAGUGAACAUACACACACACACACACACACACACACACACACACACACACACUGCUCCCACCUGGUGGCCAAAUGCAAAGCAGAAUUGAGGUGGUACAACCUGGGAACUGAUUUCAACUGACUCAGUCUCCACUUUCACCACACUCUGCUGA